ACUUUACCCACUAUGGAGAAAAGAUCUCCAAAAUUCUUUAGUCAAGUCCCUCCAAAGCUUCCGGUGGACCACCAGGCCUUCCAGGCCCACAGGUCAGUUUCCACCUUUCAAGGGGACUUUGUCAUCUUUAAUAUCCAGAAGCCACAGCUUCAAAGGAAGCCCAGCAGGGAUAAACAGCAAAGCAGCUUGCCCCACAAGGUUCAGCUGUCUCUGGAACUGAUGUGGCCUCGGGAUGAAUUCCUGGGGGUGAGUCAGGCAGAGGGAGAGCAGGGGCUCUCAAGGCCCUUUGUGUUUAAAGGCAAAAGCAGCCAGGCUACAUGGAGGACCAGGCCCAGAUACCACAGGAAGUAUCAAGCAAGAUUCCUAGUAGAGAAGAUCUUUGGUAAGAGUCUACGGCAGUGUCUGAAGAGGACCCCAACAGGUCUCUCCAGGAUCUCAGCUAGGUUCCCAGUGAAGGUUCUGGGAACCAACUCUGAGAAGGAAUUUGGAAGACCCUUGAUAAGGGCCUUGGAGUGGGACCCAGGAAAAUACUUAGCCAGGGGCCCGGAUAAGAAACAUCUAGAAAAAACAUUAAAGGUUCAUUUGCACAGGAAAUUGGGACAGAUCAGUGAGGGUCUGAUCCCUGUGACUGUGCGUCGAUCCUGGUUUGUGGCCAGCCAUGCUUUUCCCAAGUCCCAACCCCACAUGGAUAUCAGAAAUCUAGCACCCUUGAAGGAUCGGAAGCCCUGCAUAAACACCUCCCAUGAGCUGUCCUUCCUUUGUCCUAACAUUCAGCAGAAGCUGGAAACACACAUCAUAAGUUUUCGAGUGAGGCGUAAGUGGGACCUACCUCUCCAAACUGUUGAGCCCAUAGAUCUCCAACUACAUGAAGCUCAACACUUGCCCUUUCCCCAGUCCCCCUUUCCGUGCUCAGCCACCUUUGUACCUAGGGCCCCUUCAAAAGCCAAAUUUUACAAGUUCUUGGGGAAACCACCUCAGCCUCAUCCAGGAGAGAAGUGUAUAACUGAAAAGUCUGAUCCCACUUCAGGGAGUCCCCUGCCUAUUCCCUUACCCAUACGUGAGCAAAUCCAGCAGGCCCUGGGAGGGACUUCACCUGGUGAUGGCCAUCAGUCCUCAGAGACGUCUUUAUCAGCACAGGAGGGCAGAUCACCUCCUCAGGCCUCCAUUCUCAGCCUCCUAAACAGAACCCUGCACAGCAAGACUAUUAUGGGGGCCAAGAAAGACAACCUGGAACCAAGUCCAAGUUUAUCAAUGGCCAGGAAUGAGCUAAAGGAGGAGAGUGGGGGUCAGACCUCACCAGACAAGGUAGCAACACUGAAGAUGAAGCUCAGGUCCCAAACUCCAAGGGCCAAAGGGGCCACGGAGGCGAUGGAGGCCAAGAAGGCCCCUGCUUGGAAAGUCACCUUAAGACCCAGUGGGCUGGCCAACAAAUCAGCCAUUUACGUGGAUCUGAGGAGAUCAGGAUCUCCAGGUGCUAGGAAAAGCCCCUCACCAUCUACAGUGUUG
This is a messenger RNA of Enhydra lutris kenyoni (northern sea otter), 1506 nucleotides long. RefSeq names its product spermatogenesis-associated protein 31E1-like. Lineage: Eukaryota; Metazoa; Chordata; Mammalia; Carnivora; Mustelidae. The annotation marks the transcript as partial. The transcript has a single exon. The record is from RefSeq and is a predicted model, not a curated record.